This is a messenger RNA of Gossypium raimondii (Peruvian cotton), 924 nucleotides long. RefSeq names its product monothiol glutaredoxin-S10. Bases 91 to 621 code for a protein of 176 amino acids. Lineage: Eukaryota; Viridiplantae; Streptophyta; Magnoliopsida; Malvales; Malvaceae. Gene Ontology annotation, molecular function: glutathione disulfide oxidoreductase activity. The transcript is spliced from 5 exons. Gene Ontology annotation, biological process: cellular response to oxidative stress. The record is from RefSeq and is a predicted model, not a curated record. Gene Ontology annotation, cellular component: cytoplasm.
UAAAAUUCCAAAAAUAGCUGCUGAAACACACGACACGAGACGAGAUCAAUCUCAACAAACAAAUAACCAGAAAGGGAAAAAAAAAAUACCAUGGCAAUUACAUCUCAUAUGCCAAACCUCAGCUAUGUUCCUCUAGACCGUCCUGCCUCUUUCUCACACCUUCCUUGCAACGAAUUUCUUCGUAUUCAAAGCAACAGAGCUUCAACAUCGACCAGCUUCAGUUUGGGCAUCAAUGUCUCCAGGAAGCAAUGUAAACCCAUGUUGGUGCGAAGCAUGGGUUCUUCAUUUGGGUCAAGGCUUGAGGAGAGUGUUAAGAAGACCGUGGCUAGUAACCCAGUUGUUGUAUACUCUAAGUCUUGGUGCUCGUAUUCUUCAGAGGUGAAAUCAUUGUUCAAGAAACUUGGUGUGGAGCCUUUGGUUAUUGAAUUGGAUGAAAUGGGUGCCCAAGGGCCUCAAGUGCAGAAGUUGCUGGAGCGGCUUACUGGGCAACACACUGUCCCAAAUGUUUUUAUUGGGGGUAAACACAUCGGUGGCUGUACAGCAGAUACUGUCAAACUAUAUCGUAAAGGAGAACUGGAACCUUUGCUGUCAGAAGCUACCGCAAAAAGUAAGGAAAACUAGCUCAUUCGAUAUGAUCCUGUGGCAAACUUCAGAUCCUAUUACAAGGCUCGCCAUUUUCCUUCUCUUUAAGCAGAUAUGUUCCAUUCUAUUAUAUUUAUUUACUUCAGAACCCCAUAAGUUAAUUGUUUAAAAUCUCCUUAUUCAAACUAGAUGCUAAAAGUAUGAAACCGUUGCAUGUUAUCCCAUGUGAACCAUGUUUGAUUAUAUGACCAAAUUCUUAACCGGUAGGAUUUAGUGAUUCAUGAGUUCCUGGAAAAGAAGAAAUGAAUCGAAAAUAAUGUUGCAGACUGCAGUUUACAAGUA